Molecule: messenger RNA, 831 nt
Organism: Phytophthora nicotianae INRA-310
Lineage: Eukaryota; Oomycota; Peronosporomycetes; Peronosporales; Peronosporaceae
Exons: 2
Coding region: 1-831 (276 amino acids)
Molecular function (GO): DNA binding
Source: RefSeq, a predicted model, not a curated record
AUGGAGCGGCGCUCCGGGGUUUCAAUCCGUUCCUAUGCAGCUGCAGUGGCCACCAGAUUAGCAUAUGAAGGGGCCAGCGCUAGUGGUGUUGAUGUACAACUUGAAAUUGAUGAAAGUGAGCGGGCUACAAUACAGACAACACUUGACACUCGACCUAUCAACACUAAGCGGAAAUACGACGGCUACCAAAACGAGUUUGUGCAAUGGUGCACCUCUCGCGGAUUCCAAGAUAAAGACACUGUGACCGGUGGAAAGCUACAUUUGUUUCUGUCUAGCAUGGUGAUCGGGCGAAAGUCUAAGAAGAAUGCUGAAAAAACCGUUGGAGGCUCCACUGUGUGUGGAUAUGUAAACGCACUUGUAGAUCUGUACAACCAGCAGGUUACACUUCGUACAAACUCGAACCCACACCCGCGAACCACUGCUGUGAAGCAACUGAUAAAAAAUGUCCAGGCCACGACUACUCAAACCAAGAAAAAGAAUUACGAGGACAGGGGAAUUGGCUCAUUGCUGGAUGGCUAUUCGUCGGUUCAGCAAUUCCAACAAAUUUGUGACGCCUUCCUAACACUCAAUGACCUGCGAGGACGCGUCGCCUUCUUACUUUCUCAUUUUGGAUUGUUACGUGGCGAAAAUGUUCGCGAUUUAGAGUUUGCUGAUAUGUUCUCUCAGAAGUUGGAUGGAGAGGGAUACCAGACUUGUACAGCUCUCGUGCUUUUAAUUCAACAUGGAAAGACGAACACUUUCGGUAAGAUGCAGCACGUUGGCUACAUGCGGAACAAGGACAUCGAGAGCCCUUCCCGUCCUUUGCUAAAUCUCAAGACUGGUAUGACUUGA